ACACACAACCAGCUACACAACCAGCUAACCAGACACACAACCAGACACACAACCAGCUAACCAGACACACAACCAGACACACAACCAGCUACACAACCAGCUAACCAGACACACAACCAGACACACAACCAGACACACAACCAGCUAACCAGACACACAACCAGACACACAACCAGCUACACAACCAGCUAACCAGACACACAACCAGACACACAACCAGCUAACCAGACACACAACCAGACACACAACCAGCUACACCACCAGCUAACCGGACUCCCAGCAGCACCAGUCAGAGCUUGUCUGGCUGCUUCCUGCUUCACUUUCAGGGACUGUUGGCCACUUGGUGGGACGCCAUGAAUCCUGAGUAUGACUACCUUUUCAAGCUUCUGCUCAUUGGUGACUCUGGAGUUGGGAAGUCUUGUCUGCUGCUUCGCUUCGCGGACGACACCUACACUGAGAGCUACAUCUCCACCAUCGGAGUCGACUUCAAGAUCAGGACCAUCGACAUGGAUGGGAAGAUGGUGAAACUACAGAUCUGGGACACGGCAGGUCAGGAGAGGUUUCGAACCAUCACCUCCAGCUACUACAGAGGAGCUCACGGGAUCGUCAUCGUGUACGACGUCACUGAGCAGGAGUCCUUCAACAAUGUGAAGCAGUGGCUGGAUGAGAUCGACCGCUACGCCUGUGAAAACGUCUCCCGGCUGCUGGUUGGAAACAAGUCUGACCUCGUUAGUAAGAAAGCGGUGGACGCUGCUACCGCCCAGGACCUGGCCUCCUCUCUGAAGAUCCCCUUCCUGGAGACCAGCGCUAAGAGCUCCGAUAACGUGGAGAGGGCCUUCCUCACCAUGGCCUCCGAGAUCCACAAGCGUCUGGCCAGCGAGGGAGGAGGCAUGCAGGGCGAUCCGAUGGACGGCAGGGCUCAGAACACCAAGAUCAACAGCGCCCCCCUGUGGCUAGGAGGAGACAAACAAACUCAGGAAUCCAGCAACUGCUGCUGAGGAGGAGCCCUGACUACCUGGUUAUCCUUCUCAAGAUCUACUAAUCCUCCAACCAGAACCUCCUCAGAACAUCUGGUUCUUCAUCUCCAGUAACUUCAUCAGUGAUCGGAGUUCUACCUUCAUCCUGGGAAUAUUUCCAGAGUUCCAAAGAGGAGGGUCCAGAUUUAUCACUUUCUAAUGGACUUUUUCAGAACUUCAUCGGUCCAGCAGAUAGAACCAGGACAAUUAGGAGGAAAAACACAUCUGAGUUCUGGUAAAAAAAAAAAAAUUGUAAUGAAAAUAACUAAAAAAGCUGAAAAAUUACCACAGAAAGAGAACAAAACACCAAAAAGGGCCAAAAUGACCACAACGGAACACAAAAUCAGCACAAAAAGACCAAAAAUCACUACAAAAAACCAAAAUGACCACAAAAAGAUGCAAAAUAACCACAAAAAGGCCAAAACUACCACAAAUAGAUGCAAAACCAGCACAAAAAAAGCACAAUUUCGACAAAAAGACACAAAAUAACCACAAAAACAGACCAAAUCACAAAAAUGGACAAAACUACCACAAAAUGACCCUAAAUCACUACAAAAAUAGGUGAAUAUACCACAAAAUGACAAGCAAAAACACCCCAGACUCAAAAUCUCCACAAAAAGAGUCAAAAUUACCCCAAAGAACACACACCAUGAUGCUGCCACCACCAUGCUGAAAAAAAAUGGAGAAUCCGCAUUGGUGUUCACAUGUUUCAUAUCAAUGUUUGGACGAAUCACAGUGAUCAAUGCUAUUAUCAAAGUUUUGUCUUGUGACUUAAAAAGUGAUAAAUCUGGACCCACCGCUAUGGACUUCAAAGACCUGGAAUGUUCUAAGUGAGACUAAAGACUGGAAGCAGGAAAGGAGAACGUCCUCUGGAGAAAGUUCUAGA
Messenger RNA from Amphiprion ocellaris (clown anemonefish), 1902 nucleotides. RefSeq names its product ras-related protein Rab-1B-like. NCBI's taxonomy places the organism in Eukaryota, Metazoa, Chordata, Actinopteri, Pomacentridae. The transcript has 6 exons. The record is from RefSeq and is a predicted model, not a curated record. Gene Ontology annotation, molecular function: GTPase activity; GTP binding. Gene Ontology annotation, biological process: protein secretion; regulation of exocytosis. Bases 354 to 998 code for a protein of 214 amino acids.